Messenger RNA from Cyprinodon variegatus (sheepshead minnow), 4765 nucleotides. It is a transcript of the gene deptor, whose product is annotated as DEP domain containing MTOR-interacting protein. Gene Ontology annotation, molecular function: protein binding. The record is from RefSeq and is a predicted model, not a curated record. NCBI's taxonomy places the organism in Eukaryota, Metazoa, Chordata, Actinopteri, Cyprinodontiformes, Cyprinodontidae. The transcript has 10 exons. Bases 288 to 1376 code for a protein of 362 amino acids. Gene Ontology annotation, biological process: negative regulation of TOR signaling; intracellular signal transduction.
GGAAAACAUAACAUGUGUCAGUGACAGGCAGCGCUCAGAAAGCCGUUUGAAGGGACAGACUAGUUCCAGCUGCGCUGAUUAUUAUCAGAGAGCCUUAGAAAAAGCGCUGCAGGAAUGCACUAAUGAGCACUUCUAUUUUUGGAUGCUAUCCAGGAAUUAAACGCCGGAUAUAAUUGUUUAUGGGGGCUGCUGUCACUUCCAAGUUUUCUAUAUUUUCCUCACGUGGAAUAGAUCUUUGUUAAUUUUACUCAAGCGAUAUCCCAUAUAGGCUGACCGCUGCGCUCUCCAUGGUGCUUCACGGCAGAGAGAUGGACCGGAUCGGGACCACCAUGCAGAAGAAGGCUGCAGAACUGGAGCGGCUGGCUGAGGUGCUUGUCACUGGAGAACAGCUGAGGGUAAUGGGCGGAUGGAUUGGGAAUUUGUUUCUACUCCACUGUGCAUUUCUAGUGUGUGAUGAACACCGGGAGUUCAAAGACAUGAAGCUGUUGUAUCGCUUCAGAAAGGACGACGGCACAUUCCCACUGGAUAGUGAAGCAAAGGUCUUCAUGAGGGGGCAAAGGAUAUAUGAAAAGUUGAUGAACACAGAGAACAACUUGAUGCAGACUAGAGAAGAGGAGGGUGUGGCCUUUGAGCGGACCCUGGUUGCUUCAGAGUUCAUUGACUGGCUCCUGCAGGAGGGGGAGGUGCCCACCAGGGAAGAGGCCGAGCAGCUGGGACGGAGGCUGCUCGAACAUGGCAUCAUUCAGCAUGUGACCAACAAGCAUCACUUUGUCAACGGGCCUCUCCUCUACCAGUACCGGAUGAACUUCCGCCGUCGCCGGCGGUUGAUUGAGCUCCUGCAGGAACGUAGCCGCACCAUCGCAGAGAGCCACGACAGCCCCUUCUGCCUCCGUAAACAGCAGUCUGAUGGAGGCAACACCAGCUUCCUCUCAGUGAGUCCCACUAAAGAGAUCAAGGUGGCUGUUGGGAUUCGCCGAAGCAGCAUGAGCAGCAGCUGUGGCAGCAGUGGGUACUACAGCAGCAGUCCGACGCUCAGCAGCAGCCCGCCGGUUCUCUGCAACCCCAAAUCUGUUGUGAAAAGGCACGUGACUCCAGAGGAGCUGCUGACACCAGGAGGGCCUUUUAUUAAGAAGACGUUCACUAUUGUGGGUGAUGCUGUGGGCUGGGGAUUUGUGGUGAGAGGAAGCAGACCCUGUCAUAUCCAGGCGGUGGAUCCUGGUGGACCUGCUGCUGCUGUUGGCAUAAAGGUGUGUCAGUUUGUGGUAUCUGUGAACGGCCUAAACGUCCUCUCCCACGACUACCGGACCGUCAGCAACCUGAUCCUCACCGGCCCUAGGACCAUCGUCAUGGAGGUGAUGGAAGAGGAGCAGGUCUGACGAGUGCUGCCGAAACAAACCUGUAUGAAACUAAAGCAGAGGAAUUAGACGAGAACAUCAAACUUCUCCAAACCAAACGGGGAUAAGUUGCAACAAAGUUCUGCUUGGAUGGGGAUUUUAAUAAACAGUUCAACCUACAGAUACCUAUUAUAUCUUAAGAAGGGAAACUGUAGGAACCCUGUUCACCAAACUCAAAGGUCUGUUCCAGAUAUAAAGUGGGGAGAAAAAAAAAGGAAAAACAAAUGAAGAAACUGAAUUUCUGUUUUUUAUUUCUGGUUCUGACAGAAUUUGAAUGUUACAGGUCUUCAUACAAAGCCUUUCAUCGCAGCGUGGUUAUAAACAAUCAUAAGGGAAACAGAGUAGAAGUUUCAAUGGGAAUAAACUUUUCAAGAAUAUCCUCCAUAACCUUUACCCCUGCUAGAUUUCAGCUGCAGGCAUAUCCUGCUGUUCAACACUGCCCUCUACUGAAAAUUACAGAAAAAGCACAUUCUACCUGCCACCUGUUGGUUUUUGUUUCUAGGGUUUAUUUGUGCAUAUGUUAUUUUUAAAGAAACAUAAUUUUAAAUGAUAUAUUAGUUAAAUGCCUGCUUUUGCUGUGUCAAAAUCUAGAGUAGAGACUGAGGUUCUGCAGAGGCUGGCUUACAUUUCUUUACAUCAGCUUAGAAACAGCUGGUCGUUUUCACAAGUGUUGUUUAUUAGAUCUACUACCCACCAAGUUAACUACUCAAAUUUUAUUCAUAACAUUUAUUUGAUUUGAAUAGCACAGCUCCAUCAGGUUAUUGUUGGUUGCCCCUGAGAGCCUAUGUUUAUAUAUAUGUUUAUUUGGGAUUUAUUAGUACUGUUUGAAUUACCAAAACAAACAUAAACCCCUAUUGUGUUUAUUUACUACACCAAAAAAUCUUAUUUGUCCAAAUUAUUUCUAACAUUUGUCCUUAUAGGCUAAGCUUUCUAUAAAAAAAAAUAAUUCAAUGUAUCCUAAACAUUAUAGUUUGAUCUUUUAUUACUAGUAAAAGUAAUAAAACCUUGAAUGAUUCGAUUAAGAAGUAUAAAUGCAGAUUCAUAACCCUGAGGAGUGUUGGUUAAAUAGUUCAUUACUAAAGUAUUUUUACAUCUGAACCCUGCGUUUUAUACAUUUUAGGGGUUUAAUGUGAUAGACCAUCACAGUAUUGCACAGUUGUAAAGUGAAAAGAAUAUGUGGUUUAAUUUUUUUUUAAAAAGAAAAUGUAAAAAACGUUUUCUUGCAGCACUAUUCAGUCAAAACAUUGUUGGACCUGUGCUACAGUAAGAGCUGCAAGUCCUUUAGCCUGUCUUUCUACCAGCUUUUCUUAUCUGGCAAUGAGAUGUUUGGCCCCAUUUUCAAUUUGUCAGCCAAUCAAGCUCAGACAUAUUUAAUUUGAAACAUCUAUAAACAGCAGCUUCCAAAGACUGCCAACUGGAUUAGAAUCUGGUAAUUCUAGUUUAUUACCAUACCUUAAUCUAAGCCAUACAAUUUUAGCUCGGUCUGUGUUUAGGUUCACCUCGCUGGAAGGUAAACCUCCAGUUCAGUCUUAAGUCUUUUGUAGCUUCUAACAGGUUGUCUUCCUGUGUUGCCCCAUUUUUAACUCAAACCAGCUUUUAAAGAAGUCUAAAAGCUUUCCACCCAUCUGCUGAAGAAAAACACCUCCACACCAUGGUGUUACCGUCGUUUUAUCUUUUUUUCAUAUAUUUAUUUUUCCAUUUAGGUAAAACAGUUGGAUUCCACUUUCAUAUGAUUAUUGCCCUUUCCAAAAUGUUUGUUCUGUCGCUUGUACAUACAGUACAGUCCAGAUUUGUGGGUCCCUGAUUAACAGUUAUCCUGUCAAUAGAUUACCUCACCUCACAUGUGGAUCUCUGCAGCUCCUCCAGAGUUACCACAAACCUGUUUGCUUUCUUAUGAACGGGAGUCUUUGCUGUUCUUUUUAUGCUUUUAUGAGGCGGUUUAUUGCAUAAAAUCUCAAUAAAACAUAAUGAUGUUAUGGGUUUUUACAAAAAAACUUUUAGAAAGUAUUGCAAGAUAAUAAUAAUAAUGGCAUUUGUAUUUACACCAUAUGUUCACCUGUUGAAGAUGAUUGUAAUGUGAUUUAGGAUUGCACCAGAACUAAAGAGACUUUAUCUUACCAAUAUGCUUCCCGUUCAACUUUAGAACACUACUUCUAAAUAUUUCUUCAAUCUUUAUCUAGUUAAGAAAUACCCAGAAGUUUUCCUAGGUUACUUGAAAGGACUUUAACAGGGAAGCCUCUUUGGGCUGUAGUGGCAUCAGGAUCCUUUCAGCCUCCACAGCAUCAACAUUUUACUGGAUGUAUUUAGACUGUGCCAAAAUGUGUUUAGAUGCCAAUGGUAACAUAAUAUGAUAAUAUUUACUAAAUAAGACGUCAAGUGUAGCUAAGUGUUUCUCAUAGUUCAUGCAGUAUAGCGAUAAUCUCUGGUAACACCUGUUUAAAUGUUUGCUUAACCUUAACCACACUCCCUGUAUAGAUAAUUGGAUACUUAGACUAUGACUUUAAAACAUUAUGACCUAAUAUUUCAGAUAAGUCUGAUUUUAAGGCCUCUACUAUCACUAAACUGUGCAAUUAUUGUCUGAACUGCCUUCAAACGUAUCUGUUUUGUUGUUUGCUUUUUAGAUGUUUCUGUUAGGAAGAAGUUGAUGCUGUAAAUAUGUUCAUAUGUAGCUCUAUGUUUGAAUCCAAAGCUCUUUUUCACAACUCAUUGUUUCAGUGUUUGAUGUUCUUUAGCUCAUUAAUUUUGUAUCGAAUUAACGAUUAAGUCUUUCCAGACAGCCAAUGAACAUUGAGGAAAAUGGAUAACCAUUUCUCUUCAACCAAGGAGCAAACUGACAAAGGAUUUUGGUUUGCCUGUUGCAGAGAUAGCACUAGUCUGUGUUGUUUAACAUCUAAAUACAGCAAGAGUAUGUUUUUAUUUUUUCUAUAAAGUAAUCUGGUAAAAGGCUUUUGAAAAUACGUUGGACCAGGUUUGUUAGAUUUUGGUACGGAAUGCUUGCAAAGGGGACAAAAGGCGAUGCCAAUCGUUGCUGGGUUUUUAGGAAAUAGAAACAUGCAGUGCUUUAAUGUUUGAUAAGGGUUUUAGGGGAAAUUUUGAUGCGGUGUUGACUUAAAGCAGCUUCUAUUACUGUUUCAUCUAGAACUUUUUGCCUUAAGACAUUAUUCAGCUGCUACUUAUGGUUGGUUAUCACCUGAUUUCUCAAUUUAAUGCAUUUUAAUUUCCACUGACAAUCACUGGCCUUUGUCACACAGCAGAAAUGCACAAAAUGCCACAGUUCCUGCUCCAGUUUGUUCAAAUAAACUGCAACAUUCAAUAUAUUUUAUAAGAUUCAGUGUGAGAACAGAAUAAAGUACAGUAGAGCAUUUGUUUGA